CAGGGCUCUGCUUACAAGCCACCAUCUUUUCGGUAUCUAUUGAAAAAAUUAAGCUGACAGUCAGACGUGUUUCCCGAAAAAUUAUUAAUUUUUUGGGGAAAUUUAUUGUUAAAUAUACAUAAAAAUAUAAGAAAAAUAUUAUAACAAUUAACAGCGGAAUAUCCGUGGUUUUUAAACGUUUCGGUUUGGAAAAUCGUUACAACACACGUACGUUUGCGGUUACUUUUGUUACAUUAAAAAAAAAACGCGACGUCGCCGGCGCAGCUAACGUAAGAACGCAUACCCGAUCGACCAAACGCCCGCCCGCAUCUUCCUCUCAACAAAACGUGAAACUCGUUAUUGUAAAGCAAAAAUCUACACGCGUGAAAAUAUGCCUGGAGCAGGCACCUUUAAGCUGUUCAUCGGUAAUCUCGAUGAGAAAACUCAAGCCUCCGAACUGCGACCUUUGUUCGAGAAAUACGGUACCGUAGUGGAAUGUGAUGUAGUGAAAAACUAUGGUUUCGUUCAUAUGGAAACCGAAGAACAAGGCCGCAAAGCCAUUGAGAAUCUUAAUGGUUUCAUGUUGAAUGGCUAUGGCAUUAAAGUGGAAGCGGCCAAGAGUCGUCGUGCCCCCAAUACACCGACCACGAAAAUCUUUGUGGGCAAUUUAACCGAUAAAACUCGUGCGCCCGAAGUACGUGAACUAUUCCAAAAAUACGGCACCGUUGUCGAAUGUGAUAUCGUUCGCAAUUAUGGUUUUGUACAUCUCGACUGUGUCGGUGAUGUACAAGAUUGUAUUAAGGAAUUGAAUGGUCGUGUUGUCGAUGGUCAACCGCUGAAGGUUCAGGUCUCCACCAGUCGUGUGCGGCCGAAACCCGGCAUGGGUGAUCCAGAGCAGUGUUAUCGUUGCGGCCGUUCGGGUCAUUGGUCAAAAGAAUGUCCGCGCUUGUAUGGCGGCAGCGGUGGUGGUCGUGACAUGGGCCCGGGCGGCUAUAGAGAUCGUAUGUACGGACGUGAUCCUUAUCCACCACCGCCACCACCACCUCCAUUCUUGCGCGACCGGAUUAUGGAUGGCUUUAGGGAUUAUGAUUACUAUGAUCGUAGAUUCGAAGAUACACGCGAUUUAUUCGAACGUCGUUAUCAGGGAUCGCGUAUGCGUGAUUUCCCACCACCACCACUAUCGAGACGUGAUCCAAUGCCUUUGCCACCACCGUUGAGUGGCAGCUUAAGAGGUGGUAGUUUAUCACGUGGUUAUGACAGCAUGUUUAGCAGACGAUCACCACCACCCUCACGUGGCAGCAAUGGCAUGGGUCGUUAUGGCGGUUAUGAAGAUUUUAGUCGUGAUUCAUUUGACGAUCGUAUGAUGUCUUCGCGUAAUAUGCGUGGUCCCUCACCACCCGGUCGCCGUUAUGCACCGUACUGAGAUGAACUGUAUUCGUAUUAUUUAAAUAGUGGUUU
Messenger RNA from Lucilia sericata (common green bottle fly), 1437 nucleotides. Its product is annotated as RNA-binding protein lark. Lineage: Eukaryota; Metazoa; Arthropoda; Insecta; Diptera; Calliphoridae. The coding region runs from base 371 to 1402 and encodes 343 amino acids. Gene Ontology annotation, molecular function: mRNA binding; zinc ion binding. The record is from RefSeq and is a predicted model, not a curated record. Gene Ontology annotation, cellular component: cytosol. The transcript is spliced from 4 exons.